Salmo salar (Atlantic salmon) is the source of this 3404-nucleotide messenger RNA. RefSeq names its product protein FAM222A. Lineage: Eukaryota; Metazoa; Chordata; Actinopteri; Salmoniformes; Salmonidae. The record is from RefSeq and is a predicted model, not a curated record.
UUCAGUCGUGAGAAUUCAUCUCAUGCAUUUCGACAUAUUUCAGUUCGGUCGGCUGUGGGGAGAAGAAUACAUUAGAGGAAAAUUGGAAUGAAUACACCUACAAACGAUUUCAUUUUCAAUAUCAAGACAUUUGCCAUUUCGAAUAAUACUUUUUAAAAGUGGUUCUCUUCAUGGAUAUUUUCAAACCGAUAAUUCUCAGUCUCAUCGGACUUCAGCGACGUCUCUUUGGCAAAGGAAAUACGCCUUCUGAGCAGGGGAGCGAACAUCGAGCCAAAUAUAAACAAGCCUUAUGAUAACACUGAACACUGUAUGUUCCCCCGAGGUCCAAGCGGCUGUAGAACCCCCAGAAAGCUGCAGCCAUGUUAGCCUGCCUACAGAGACGGCAGCAGAACCUCUCAUCUCAGCACCUGGUCUGCACCCCCAAGAUCCUGGAUGCUCCCCCACAGCAGCCGCAGCCCAGCACGCGAAAAAGUGAGCUGUCCUCCAUGAAUGGCCCUCGAUAUCCAUCCCCUGCAGAGCUGGAUGCCUUUGCCCAGAAGACGGCCAGCAGCCCCCUGUCCAUCAAGAUCUUCCCAUCCAACAUCAGAGUGCCGCAGCACAAACAGCUGAACAGGACUGUCAACGGCCUGGACACCACAUGCACCCAGCACUACAGUCCCUACUCAGGAGGCUACCAGGGCCUACUGGGUGUUGUAAAGGCCACCGUUUCCGUCGUCAAAGGCGUGCUGAAAAACUCUGAGGGCAAGAGGACUAAACAUUCCCCCGCCCAAACUGCAGCUGCACCAUACAACCCUCUCAGUAACAACAGACACGGGCAACAGAAGAGCUACCACAUGGGCUCCUGCAAGCCUCCUGACGGGCCCAAAAUGGCUGUUCCCUCUAAUAUCAUUGUUGCUGCCUCUGUCAUCCCCACCCCAGUAGGACAGACACUGGCCUCUCAGUCGGACCUGGAUGUCCAGAGCCUGCUGAGGCAGAUGAACAGACACUCCCACAGCCAGGCCCUGCAGCACGGGGGAGAAGCCCAGCCAAGCCCCUCACGCCAGGCUGUGGCUGCUGUGGCCUGCUCAGACUCUGGCUUUACCUGGGGAGUGGUGCCCCAGAGCAGCCUAGCAUACUCCGGGGCUGUGCUGCCCACCCAGAGCGCAGACAUGGCCCAGGCUGGCUACCUGGAGAGAGUGGACUAUAGCAUGUGGCAGCACCAACAACAACAGCAGCACUACCAACAGGGGGCACUAGGGAUGUACAACAAUGCUCGGAUGGGCAGCGGGGGAGGGGCCGUAGUCAGCCGCUCUCCAGAGACCUGUCUCCCUUUGGCCUGCUCAGCGCAGCUCUCCUAUAGGUGCCAUCCCCUCAGUGCAGGCACUAACGGGGCAGGAGCAGGGAUUGGGCAGGACCGGGUUAGCUCCUCCCCUCUGAACUGUGCUGCUAUGCAUGGGGAGUUCUCUGUGGGCCAGUACUUCGCCCCUCCCUGGAACAGUGUUCUGGUCACCCCGGACAGUGACUGUUACAACCCUCAGGAGCUGGUGCCUGGUUCCUCUAUGGGCCGGGCCAGAGACAUGGGGCUCUCCCAACCCCAACCCCACCCUCACCCUCACCCAAACCAUCACCCCAACCACCAGCUCCACCCUCACCACCAUCCUCACCCCCAGGUCUACGCCACAGACCAAAGCUUGGGCCUCUGUUGUGGGCUGCCCAGCACCAGCCUGUGCCACGCUUCUGUGCUGAGCAGCAGCCUGCAGUCUCUGGAGUGCCUGAUCAGUGAGCUCCACCCGCCCUGCAUCAAGGAGAGCAUGCUGGGACGGGGCUACGAGGCGGUGGGGAUGCCAAGGCUACUAGACCAGACCCUACAGCACACCCACGUCCAGCUGCCUGUGUUCAGAUAAGACAGGAUGUGUCCACACAGGGCACUCAGACUGAAAUAUUGUGUAAAACAGGAACUCCAUGGAUGCAGGUGUGUAAUUUUGAAGAGACCACCUCAGAAUGAGAAACGUACUGUACCUUUUCAUUUAGCGUGUGUGUUGUAUUGGUACAGGGCUAUGUGCUUUGGAAUUGACCAAGUGUUGUAAACCUUAAAAGGGUAAUGAUAAUCAUGACUGACCUGCAGGGUCAUCUUAUUUGACGUCUUAAUGUUUUCAUUACGGAGGAUUUGUUGAUCAAUCAGAGAAUCAGUUCACAUCUGCCACAUUUGUUCCUCAGAAUGUGUUUUGAAGCUUGUUUUUUUUUCUCCAUCUGUCCACUGUUUAAUUUUUAAACCAUUUAAGAAUGUUGUCAUUUGAGGUAAGGUGAAAAGGUGAUGCGCAGGCACUCCUCCUAAUGACCUUUACAAAGUGCAAAAAAAAUACAACUGGAAAAUGGUAUAUACUUAGGGUAUACAAGGGCCCAACUCCAGGCCUCCAGACUGUCAGCUUGUUUUUAUUGAACCCUUACACUUAACUGACCAAUAAAGGUCACUGACUAUAAUGCACUGCUGUAAGAAUGGCAAAAAUGGGUCGAUUGAGACAUGGGGAAAUGUCAGGGAACCGUUUUUAUUUUCAAAAGAAACUUAAUCUUGAAUAUUUUUGUAUUUUUGUUUGGUUGUGCCUAUGUUGGCUGCUAAUGGAGGAUAAUGUCUUUUAUAUAAUGAUUGACCUCUGUUUUUGUUGUCUUCUCUACAAUUAUGACUGUCUGUUACCACGCUGUUGCUAGGCCUCAUGUCACAGGCAAGAGAUCUGCUAGCCAUCACGUUAAUGUUUGAUGGGAUGACAGACUUACCAUGUUUUACCCAAAACAGUACUGGGACAUUGGGGACGGGAUGUGUCAUUUGAUUCUCUGAUUUGUUCACAUUUUGCUCUUGGCUUUGGUUGACAUUCAUCAUUUAGGUCAUCAAUCACAAAAAUACUACCUUAAUCAACAGGAGUCCCUCCAAUAGUUUUCCGGAGACAGGAGAAAUGUGUUUUCAAACUGAAGGCAUGACUAUCAAAUUGAAGUAUUCCAUGGUAGAUCAUUGGUUUACAAAUGAGUCGAGUUCACUGGAGAGGUGUCCCUUACUGAUCACUGGAGAACAGGCUUUUCUUACAGUAUAAUUCACUGCUUUUCUGUCAAUGUUUUCUUUCUGAAAAUAAGAUGUUUCUUUGUAGUGGUCUAUCUGAUGCCUGAGAAGUAUGGCUAUAUAAAGAAGCUCUUUAUGUCAGCACUGUCAAAUAUGACUUUUCUUUUCAACCAGUCAGUCAGGAUUCUGUUGGUUGACAAUGUACAUAACUGACUCAAUGAUUAUGAAGUGCAAUUACAAUAUUUAACAGGUAUUUAACUCUACAAACAUGUUGAAAUGACUACAUUUACAUGAGUACAUGCAUAGCCCUAGACUCCCAUACCCAGUCUCCUAUUCUUAAUUAAGAUUGUCAAAUAAAUAUUUUUUUUUCUUCUAA